Messenger RNA from Auanema sp. JU1783, 549 nucleotides. NCBI's taxonomy places the organism in Eukaryota, Metazoa, Nematoda, Chromadorea, Rhabditida, Rhabditidae. The record is from the annotation of a GenBank genome assembly.
AUGUUACAACUGUCCAUUUUCAUUCUACAUUUAGCUUUUGUUUCUACAUAUAACUAUAGCCCUAGAGUCUACAGUGGAACUCAGAAAUGCUAUAGUUGUAUGUCUCGAUAUUAUGGAGCUACCUGGCAUUUCGCAGGUUAUGCUCGAAUUUACCAAGAACCUCGGUCUUUCACUGAGUCAUGCAGAGAUCCACAAUCUCGAGGGUCAGACGUUCAAACAACACAUUGCGAUGAUGACUCUAACUGUAUUUCCAUGGUUGAAGAUUUGAAAAUUGGUACCGGAGCCAAAGGAUACAUACGAGGAUGUUGGAGUUCAAUUCUUUUAUUUGGUUUCAAUCGUACAUCAACUGUUGGAGCAUUAUCAACACAUUCAUUCUGUCAUACAUUUAAUCUUAGCCAAUUGGUUGCUGGUGGAAAACCACAAGAAUCAUCAGUCAGCGUUUGCUCAUGUCGAGGAUCUUUGUGCAAUGGAAUGUCCUUGGCAUCAUCAUCGGCUUUAUCAAAAUCUUUCAUUGUAUUCUUAUAUGUUUUGCUCGUUAGUUCAUUAUGA